AUGUGCUUCUUUACUGGGAUCUUUGGUGGUAAUAGGAAGGCAGAAAACGAAUCGGGUGUAACGUGUGGUCACUCGCGUGGAAGAUGCAGACCUUUGAACAUGAAGUAUAUUUUUUCCUGCAUUGCCCUUUGGAUUGGGCUGAGUCAAGCUCUGCCAUCACCAUUUCCUGAAGCUCAAGCAAAAUAUGAUCUUUAUCGAGAAGAGGCAUAUACAAUUCAGAAAGAGAUCUUGCAGAAGCGAGAGAGUGGUUGUACUUGGGACAAGGUCAUUGUGAGGAAAGAGUGGAGCACACUUACUAUGGACCAACGUAAAGAGUACACAGAUGCUGUUCACUGUCUCAGAAGACUUCCUCCCAUUACACCACCCGAAGUUGCUCCAGGUGCUCGGAGCAGAUUCGAUGAUCUCCAUGCAUCUCACAUCAAUCAGACCUUGUGGGUUCACUUGUCUACUUACUUCUUGCCAUGGCACCGAUACUUUGUCCAUGUCUGGGAGAAAGCUCUGAGAGAUGAGUGCGGCUAUACAGGAGGACAACCAUACUGGGAAUGGUCUGCAUAUGAUUCAACACCUGGCACGAAUCCCCUAUUCUCUGGUCCAGGAUCAAUUGGAGGAAACGGCGAAACGAUUGCCCAUGAUGCUUCCUUGACAUAUGUGCCCACCGUUCCGCAAAGUGUUGCUCGCAUCCCUCCUGGAACAGGUGGAGGUUGUGUUCUUGAUGGGCCAUUCGCCAAUAUGACAAAUAAUCUAGGUCCGCAAGGCCCUCCAACCGUAAAUAACGCAUUUGAAUAUAAUCCCCGCUGUAUCCGUCGCGACUUCCGUCCUGGAACAACCAAUACCUCGCUUACUUACCCAAACGUUGUAAACCUCCUUGGCCAAACAGACUUACACACUUUUCAGGCGGUGAUUGAGGGCAUGCAUCCAAAAGGUCACGCUGGAAUUGGCGGCAUGAACGAUGACUUGUAUGGUGGAAAUGGUGACCCGGCGUUUUAUUUCCAUCAUAGUCAGGUUGAUCAUAUGUGGAAUCUGUGGCAGACGCAAGAUCGUGAUACGAGGUUGAUGCAGGUUACGAGGACUUUGACGAUUUCGAAUAGUCCUCCAAGUGCAAAUGGGACGUUGGAUACGACAAUGGAUAUGGGGUUCAAUGGAAGAUCGUACCCAAUGAGAGAGUUGGUUAGCACGAUAGAUGGGCCAUUUUGCUAUAUCUAUGAGUAG
Glarea lozoyensis ATCC 20868 is the source of this 1209-nucleotide messenger RNA. Its product is annotated as Di-copper centre-containing. Bases 1 to 1209 code for a protein of 402 amino acids. The transcript has 6 exons. NCBI's taxonomy places the organism in Eukaryota, Fungi, Ascomycota, Leotiomycetes, Helotiales, Helotiaceae. The record is from RefSeq and is a predicted model, not a curated record. Gene Ontology annotation, molecular function: oxidoreductase activity.